Molecule: messenger RNA, 5580 nt
Organism: Pseudoliparis swirei
Lineage: Eukaryota; Metazoa; Chordata; Actinopteri; Perciformes; Liparidae
Gene: slitrk4
Product: SLIT and NTRK-like family, member 4
Exons: 2
Coding region: 840-3407 (855 amino acids)
Biological process (GO): positive regulation of synapse assembly; regulation of presynapse assembly; axonogenesis
Cellular component (GO): membrane; glutamatergic synapse
Molecular function (GO): protein binding
Source: RefSeq, a predicted model, not a curated record
UGUAAUGCUACCUCGAUGGAAAAUAUAAAACUGAUGGGAGCGUUUUGGGCCGCUCGCAUAUCCAUGUGCAACUUCUCUCGAAACUAAGCGGCAUUUUUUUUUUUUACCGGAUAGUCGGAGGGUUGCCGAGCCCGGCUGAAGCCAGGCGCACAGUGUUGGCUGUCCUCUCUCUCUCUUCCAUUUUUCUCCUCUCCUCUGCUCAUCCUCCUCUGUUCAGUUUCUUCCUGUUAAAAAAAGAAGAAAAAAACUCCACGCUCUAAGAAUGACAGACUUAUUUCACCGCAUCAGCGACCGCCUUGCGUCUUUUUUCACGUCUCGGAGCCGCCGGACGCGCUGUCAAGAUCUCUAAAAGCUUUCUCUCUCUCUCUCUUUCUUUCAGUCUUCCCCCAAUCUCUCUCCCUCUCCCCCACCCUCCUCUGUCACUGUCUCGCUCUCUCCUGCAACAAAAACGAAUGCUCUCCCAUGGAGGUAGUACAACCACCUUGGGGACCGAAUGACCAGAGGGGUGAUUUUUCCAAGCAAGAGGAGCCCGUCAGCCAGAGACGCAUCGGGUGAAAUCGGAGCACCCCCCCCUCUCUCUUUCCCCCCCUCCUCUCCCCUCACCUCUUCCUCCUCCUCCUCUACCACCGCACCCCCGCCAGUUUGCUUGGCUCGGGUUGAUAUACAGUAGCCUACAUGGGGAUAUAGGGGGCCGGAGGAACCUGUAACUACCGCGCUCCACUUGUCUCCAUCCAUGUCUCGCCAAUGCUGCCCCGUGUCUCCAGAGGGAGCCGCAUUCAAAACCGACUCAGCUUUGGGUUACUAAAUGGUUUUCUGGGGGAGGAUUUCUAACCGGCGAGAUGCUGCUCAUACUCCUGCUGGCAGCCUUUUCUUCCUCCAUCUCCGGCUCCCUCUCCUCCUCCUCCCCCUCCGCGUCGGACGGACCCCACAUGGCGGACCCGUCCGUCUCGGACCUGAUGGCCGAGACCUGCAGCGUCUGCUCCUGCAUGUCCUUGGAGAACGUGCUGUACGCCAACUGCGAGAAGGUCACCGUCUACCGGCCCACGCAGCUCAUCCCGCCGGCCUCGUCCCUGUACCACCUCAACUUCCAGAACAACUUCUUGAUCAUCCUCUACCCAAACUCGUUCCUCAACUUCACCCACGCCGUGUCGCUGCAGCUGGGCAACAAUAAACUGCAGAACAUCGAGGGCGGAGCGUUCAUGGGGAUGAGCGCCUUGAAACAGCUGCACCUGAACAACAACGAGUUGAAGGUGCUCCGAGCGGACACUUUCCAAGGGAUAGAAAACUUGGAAUACCUCCAGGCUGAUUACAACUUGAUAAAAUACAUUGAAAAAGGAGCGUUUAACAAACUGCAUAGGCUCAAAGUGCUCAUUCUGAACGAUAAUCUCGUACAGGUAAUUCCUGACAACAUUUUUCGCUUUAAUUCGCUCACACACCUGGAUAUAAGGGGGAACCGGAUCCAGAAGAUUCCCUAUUUGGGGGUCCUGGAGCACAUUGGGCGUAUUGUAGAGCUCCAGCUGGAUGACAAUCCCUGGAACUGUACCUGUGAUUUAGCGCCUCUCAAGGCAUGGCUUGAAAACAUGCCCUAUAACAUUUUUAUCGGCGAGGCCAUAUGUGAAACACCGAGUGACUUGUACGGGCGGCUCCUGAAAGUAACCAACAAACAGGAGCUUUGUCCCAUGGGCACAGGAAGUGACUUUGAUGUCAGGAUGCCUCCGCCCGAUAAUGGGCAGUCGCCCUCUAUGUCACCAACCACUGUGGCUCCCCUAGCCACGAAAGCGCCAAAAAACACUGACCCAUCCAAGAUUUACGGUAAUGGCAUUGUGGCCGGUUUACCCCCUUUUGGAAGAAAUAGCCAGAUUAUAUCUUUUCCAAUGUCAUGUCCACAGCCCUGCAGCUGUAAAGCCCACCCUUCUGAUUUUGGCAUCAGCGUCAGCUGUCAGGAGAGGAAUAUACAAAGUUUAGGUGAUCUCCUUCCCAAACCCCAAAAUGCCAAGAAGCUUCACAUGAGUGGAAAUUACAUCCGUGACAUGAGCCCGGUUGAUUUCCAAGGGUUCGAGGGUUUAGAUUUGCUUCAUCUAGGCAGCAAUCAAAUUCUCACAGUACAGAAAGGUGUGUUUGCGAACCUUACUAAUCUGAGGAGACUGUAUCUGAAUGGAAACCAGCUUGAGCAGUUGCACCCAGAGAUGUUUUUGGGCCUCACAAACUUACAAUACCUAUAUUUGGAAUACAAUGCCAUAAAAGAAAUCUUAGCGGGUACAUUUGACUCCAUGCCGAACCUCCAACUCCUGUAUCUGAACAACAACGUCCUGCGGAGUCUCCCCGCCUACAUGUUUGCGGGUGUCUCUUUAGCCAGACUCAAUCUGAAGAACAACCACUUCAUGACCCUACCGGUGAGUGGGGUCUUGGACCAGCUGCGAUCAUUAACCCAGAUUGACCUGGAAGGGAACCCCUGGGAGUGCACCUGCGAUCUUGUCGCCCUCAAACUCUGGCUAGAGAAGCUAAGUGACGGAGUAGCUGCCAAAGAGGUGAAAUGUGCCUCCCCUCUGAAGUUUUCCAACAUUGAGCUGCGCCUCUUAAAAAACGAGAUCCUGUGUCCCAAACUGGUGGCAAGACCGCCGUUUAUUCUCACCGGCGCCACCCCGGUUUUGACCUCGGUGUCGCCCGCCGGAGUUGGCAAAGCACCACCGGGAGGGCCCGUGCCUCUCUCCAUCAUGAUCCUCAGCAUUCUGGUCGUGCUCAUCUUCACUGUGUUCGUGGCCUUCUGCCUUCUGGUCUUUGUCCUGAGGCGGAAUAAAAAGCCGGUGGGCAGGCAGGAGGUGCUCGGGAAUGAGGAGUGCGGCUCCAUGUCGUUGCAGCUCCGCAGGCACAGUCACAAAUCUGGCAAAAAGGGCUGCAUCCCAGGGGACGACCUGGGAGGCGAGACGUUCAUCCCGCAGACCAUCGAGCACAUGGGCAAGAGCCACACCUGCGGCAUCGGACGCUCCUCGGACAUGGACGCCGGGUUCAAGUUCGCCGACUCGCAGAGGCAGAAGAUCAUCCUCCGGAACAGCGCCGACAAGGACAAGGACUCGCUCUCGCUCUCGACGCUGGAGCGCAAUAAACGCCUCAGCACCAUCGACGAGCUGGAGGAGUUCCUCCCCCACCGCGAGCCCAGCAUGUUCAUCCAGAACUUCCUGGACAGCAAGAGAGAUUUCAACAGCAUAGGGAUGGGCGGCUACGAGAUCCGUUACCCGGAGAAAACGCUGGAUAAAAAGAUGAAGAAGUCGUCGCUGAUAGGCGGGAACCACAGUAAGAUCGUGGUGGAGCAGAGGAAAAGUGAGUAUUACGAACUGAGGGCCAAGCUCCAAGGAACGCCUGAUUACCUACAGGUGCUCGAGGAGCAGACUGUGCUGAGUAAAAUGUAGGGAUUGUUGUGUUGGGUUUAGUGCAUUGAUUACAUACACACACACACACACACACACACACACACACACGCAUACAGGCAGACAGGCAGCCAAACACAUCUGCCUUUCUCUGGUUUUAUGUCCCCCUCUGGCCACACACACACACACCAUUCAACUCCCAAGAUCUCUCGUUUUUCCUCUCUGCAGCUAUACACACACACACACACACACAUUUACACAUAGAAAAAGUGCCUUCUGGAAAUCCUUAAUGACCAAUGCAGAGAUGGACAAAAUGGCUCCACAGUACAAAAGCUAUUACUAGAAUUGGCGUGGAUCUAUUUCACAGUAAAAUACCUUUUGGAUUAUCCAUGCCACUACAUGUAUGAAUCCCACAUACAAAGACCGCAAGACACCCCAAUGAGCAACCAGACAGUCAUGUUAUAAUCUUUAUUUUUUGUUGUUGCUGCUAUUGAAAUGGGUACUUUUUGGCUCUCCUUCUUCUGUUAUUCCCAACCAAAUCAAAAGGGUCUUGAAAACAGUGCUUGAGAAUAUACCUCGCCGUCUUCAACCCCUCAUUUAAACAAAAAGAGAGAGACAACAAGACUGCACGCAGUUGUUCUUUUUUUUCUGGAAAGUAUCCCAAACCACCUCUUCUGGGAUCAGAUGAACAGAGUCGGUGACUCAAUGGAUGGUAUUUUUUUUGUUUUUGUUUUUUUCGCGGGGAUAUGUGUUUGUUCUUGGGAAUGCCCUCUGGAGUUGGAGGCAGACUCUCUGCCACCUUGUCUGGAUUACACAUCAGUAGCGGUACACCUGCUCCGGUUUCUUUUGUGCGGGGGGGCGGGGGGGAUUCCAUCACUUGUUCUCUUUGUGUAAGGAGCCAUGUUAAAUAUAGUGUCUUCUGAAUGGAGUUGUGUUUCUCUUCAAAGUUGCUACUUACAGUUCCUGUAUGUUUCGGGUAAAAUCUAACAGCACACACACACAAACACACACGGACUGUCAGAGGAUGUUGUUUCUGAAAAAUUAUAAAAACCCAAGGAUAAAAAAAAGAAUAGAAUAAUGAUCAUAACAAAACUGCUUGCUGUGUAAGCGUAACCUGGAAUUAAUUGUGUAAGUCUUACAUUAUUUGUAUCUGUGGGACUGGUUUGUAAAUUACAAGAAAGGACAAACAUCUACACACACACACACACACACACACACACACUGUACGACGAAGCAUCAUCAAGAGACUACAAACCAGAAUUGUCAAAACUAUAAUUCCACCGGUGAUCCACCUCCCCUUGUUAGCUCUCAAUUCGUAGUGAAAGAAUUAAAAAAACAUAGUUAAUUUAUUUUUCUAUGCAGAAAUUAUUAAAAAAAUUAUCGGUAUUAUUUAAAAAGAAGAAAAAAAAGACUAAAGAGAAGAAAAAAAAUUAUAAUACACACAGAGUGGAAAUGACUUGACAGAGGGACACAUCCGAGCUAAUUCCGGCCAGCAGAAGUGACCGUUGAGUCGAUUCAAGGGUUCUGGUUUCUCCCGGUUCACGGAGAACUCGACCCCGCCGGACGAGGGUUGUGAAAUGUGAUCUGUGAUGUUUCCUUUUCAUUGUGUCACACGACAAGACGAGGCCUGGUAGAAGUCUGUGAAGUCUCGAGCCGUUUCCUUAUUCUUAUAUCUCCCACAGUAUCUUGUCAAAUGUUUUCUUAUUAACAUUAUGCAACCAAAAUAAAUGUGCAUUAAACUUCGAUUAUGGUUCCAGAAUGGUUGGGAUUGGUGAAUUGAAUGGGGACGGAGGAAGGCGGCUAAUUGAAGCUCUAAAAUUGUUCGAUCCGGCAGAAUCAUAUCAUGAAACACCAUGUGCAAUAUUAGUAAAAGAAAAAAAAAUAAGAAAAAAGGAGAAAAAAAUCUAUAUUUGCUCGGUCAUGACGGCUUCAAACCAUUUUGUUUAAUUUAUCUAGUUUUGAGGUUAUAUUGUCAAGACAGGUUCUAUUUCGAAAAUUAUUUUCUCAACUUAACUCUAUCCGGUCCUUAUUUAAAGAAACAAGUAUUGUUACGUUGAACUUCUGAGUGUUUAUUGACAUUACAAAUUAAUAGAAUGUAUCUUGGAAAGUAUAAUAAAUAAAAUUUUCUAUCGGUCAUCAAUCCCCUGUAUAUUGGUUAAUUUUCUCUUGUAUAAUCAUGUUGAAAUCAAGGUAUUAAAAUCAGCACCUAUUUGCA